AUGGCGGAGUCUGCAAGAGCAAAGGGACAGUCGUGGUGGUGCGUGGAAUGCAGAAAGUACGUUCGGCACACCGCGGCCUUUUGUCCGGACUGUGGAAAACCAUGGAGGAUGGUGGCCUACAGUGGACAAGCAGAGGACUCAGCAUGGCAGGAAGGAGUGGAGCAGAGGUGGCAGCAGCCCUGGCCGGAGAGAGGAACUUCUCCAAGGCCCAGGCGACCCAAGUCACCUCGCACUCGUUCCAAAGGGGACAGCAAGGGCAAAGGCAAAGCGAAGGGAGGCAAGGAUCCGGGGAAGGCAAAAGGGUCUUCCGCGGGCGCUCUUGGCGCCAAGGACCUCUUAGAUGCCUUGCCGCGUGCGCCCUCUACCACACAGGUGACCAUGCCAGCGAGUUCUUCCGGAUCAGAUGGUCAGGACAAGACACCGGCGAUCAUGGAUCUUAUGCAGGCUUUGGCUGCAGUCAAGGAAGAGCUGCCUCAGUCUGUACGUUCGGCCCUCCAGAGUCACUUGGAAGAGGAUGCCAAGUUGACGUCACGGGGCUUGGACAAGCUGGUUUCGCAGCAGGCCCAGGCCAAGAAGGAGUUGCUUGCUAUCCGAGGGGCGGAGAACCUUCGGAAACUCGAGGAGUCCGAAGACAAAUGGCUGCAGCAGUUGCACAGCACAACGAAGGCCAUCACCUCCAGUUCGCAGAUGGACGAGGUGGUGGAUGUGGAAGCCAUGGAGACUGCUGUGGACGAGGAUGCGGCUCAGGAAGCCGCCAAGACGGAAGCUGCCAACAGAGCAUUGGCAGUGGAGGCGUCGCUAUCCGAAGCUCUGCAGAAGGCCAAGGCUGCUGCAGACCAAGAAGCCAAUGCGGGUGCGCCGAGAGAGCGUACGCCGCGACGAUCAGUGACCAGAGAGGACAAGACGGCCCCUGGACAGGGACUUUGUUCGCCUUGGUGGGCCAACAUUGUGGCCAUUUGUGUUGCUGCAGAGGUCAGGUUCGACAAUAUUCCCUUUGACUUUGCAGCGAGCCUUUUCGACGCGGUGGAUCCGCGUCUCGCGUGGCCAAAGGAGGAUGACGCUUGGGAGACUGCGCCUCCAGCCAUUGACGAGAACUAUGAAUACAAGGAAAUUUUCCUGCACAAGGCAUCUUUUGAUGGGACAAUGUGCCUUGAGGAACGCUUUCGGCAUGCUCUCCCCUCAAGCCUGGGAGGGCGCAAAGCUGGCAUUGCACUACGAGUCGAACUGGAUGGGAGUUCGGCCUUCUUCAAUGCCUGCAGUCGAGCUUUGAAUACGGUUCUGCACAGUUUUGGGAGUUGUACAGCUUUGCAGACCCGGGUGAGCCAGGACCUUUCUAGGAUCAGGUCCUCUUCACGACCGUGUGUCGCGUGCUUCCGAGGACCCUCCUCGCGCAUGGGUUGGCAGGAGGUUGAACUUGAUGUGCCGCAGACUACGGGGUAUGAUGGGGAUCGGGAUCCUUGUUGGUCCUGCUUCACAGGGAAGCCUGAAGUUUUCCAUAGGAUGUACAGAGGUGUUAGGGCGCUAAUGGGUAGCGAUCGCAGCAUCUCUAUUGCUUCCUCUGGCCUUGCCGGUGCUCGGGAUGGCUCCUUCAAGGUCGGCGUGGCGUCCUCCACAGACGUCUUCAGCGCAACAAACACCCUUUGGCAUGUGCAGUCUGUUGCUGUCACUGCCAAGACCUGCUACAGCCCAAGUGCUCACACGGAGGUUUCUCCUCCGCAAUACCCUUCCAGCCCUUCCAUGGCUGGCACAGUAGACGCAGUUUGUUGCCAGGAGCGCUCCAAGGCCGGUACCCUGUCGAACCUUUGCGCUCCUUCCUUUCCGCGGGCAGCUCCUGCUUUGCCUGCUCUGCCUACUGACAAACCAUGUGCACCGCGCGCUUCCCUCGCCCAGCCAAGUGUCACGGACUUGCACAUGAUCCUGGCUUCCCACGUGCAUGUUGGCCCUGCGUGGCUGACAGGGCCUUUCUUGCACUCCAGAGCCUUUGAUGUGACCCGACUCGGAAUAGGGUCAAAUGCCCAUGAUCAGGAGGCCAGGUACACGAUCUUAGAGUACCGAUGUGACACCAUCGUGCGUAGAGCCUUGCCUGACCGGUCCCCCAUGGAGUAUGUGGCGCAUGCGAUUCGUCAAGUGACAUACCGCGUGCACUCGGUAUUCUUCCUCGAGAUUCCCAUCCCCGGGUAUCCGUGCCCUCAGCUUGUGCUCACGCCUGUCGGGCUGCCUGCUGGAUACCGCACUGUCCCUGUCGACUUGCGUCCUAUUCAGGGCAUGCUCCAUGUCAUCAAAGCUGGCAGAGGUACUGAGGUUGAAGCACUUUGGCCGGUUUUGCAAGAUAAAGGGGUGGCAAACGCACAAAGGGCAGAGGAAGCCACUCGUGAUGGUCGGCUCCUCUUUCUGGAUCAAUCGGGUCAGGGUCAGCUGCAGCUCGCCUCUUUGCCGGACCUGCAAUGGCUUGAUGUUCGUCCGGCCGACCCUGUUGCAGAACAGCCUUUUGCCGUUGAGUAUGUUGGCGGGGGUCCAAUUGUUUUUCGGGUUAAUAGGCCUCCUCCUGCAUUUGCACCACCCCGUGGCUCUACGGCGGCCGACAUCGAGGCCAUGAGGGCAGCGGAUUGUGACUCCAUGGCGGCAUCCUCUACUGCCACCACGACCCUUAUGAAGGUUGGUUGCACAGGUCUUCCAACCGGCCCACACGAUCCGAGUACUGGGCCACCAGCAGCAGUGUUCCCGGAGAAGGAGCCUCCCUCCUUGCUGUUCCGCCACGAUGGAAUCGAAGCUGAGUCUUCUAGGUCGGAUAUCAAUGAUGACACGCCGCAGGUUGUUCCUGGCUUUCUGAGGACCGACAGGUUCCAACAGGCCAAUGUUGAUGCCUACUCAUGGGGUAUGGACGGGGGGCCAAGACAAUCCUUUACAGUCUUCGAUGUUGUGCGCCAUGCCACCACGGCCCCGAGACCUCGAGAAGGCACGCUUGCCGAGAUCAUUCGAUCUGCGGUGCUGGCAGCCCCUUUCCAGGUUGGUGCUGUGCAGGUCCUCAUGCAUGGCGUUAGCGGUCUCCCACAACCGCAGCUGGUAUUAUACCAACGCCAUCUUCCCAAUGGAUAUGUGCCCAUUCCGUGGGACCUCCGUCCGGUCGGAGGUGAGAUCUACACUGUCAACCACAAGCCACAGGAGUCGAAAUUGGACGCCAUAGCCAGGCUCAGAACGGCAAUGACCGACGCAGAGGGGCAAAGAGUGUGCGACCCCCUGGAAGCUGGGCACUUCACAGCUCUUGAUGCUGUCGGUAUCAUAGGGGCUGCGCUCCCCUUGGUGUUGACUGAGGUUCAACAUUUCGUGGUUGAACCGGCAUUCAAUGGCUUUGCUUUUCCUGCCGUGGUUGACCCAUGGGGGACCUCGCCGGCCCCCUUUUUCUGGCCGGUUGACGGGCCUCCUUCGACCUCCUCAACCACAUCAACUACAUCCACUGGCCCUGCUUCUGAUGUCGGCUCUUUCAGAUUCACCAUGCUUUACGGCCCACACACGCACAGUGCCGUUGUCCAAGCUCCCUGCCUGCAAGCUGACGCGAUCCUUGAAAGAUUAAUUCGUGAAGUGCUUGCCCAAGGGUAUCCAUACGAUGGGCCUUUCUUUCUGAUGAUGGCGGCUGGGCAGCCUGCUCCUGGGGACAACCAGCAAGAGGUAAUCUUCCUCUUGUGCAGCUCUGUGCAUGAUCGAACUGCCACGAUCGUGGUGGAUGAAAGACUGGGUGGUCAUCCCCUGUGCUCACAACGUGUUGCUCCGCAGACGAUGUGUGAUCGCCUGAUCACAGAUGCUGGCAUUCAGCAGGGGGUAUCAGUUGUGGUAAAUGGUGCCCCAGCUCGACUAGCCCCGAAAUGGGCUAUGCAGGGUGACUUUAUCCAGUUCGAUGAAGGACGCGGGCCGCCGCCCUUUACACCCACUAGCUGGAUUCUUCGGCAGCUCCCUGUGCUCUUGCCAUUCUCCUGGCCAUUGCAUGUCGGCGACGGGGUGUACUCGCUCGAUGUUCCAGGCACGGCGCGGCUUCGUAGACGUGCCCAGGGAACUUUCCACCCUGCUGAAGGAGGCUGUCUGGUUCUAGGUAUUCACCACGGACCAGUUGCUUUCAAUCUUGGGCAGCCUGUGGUUCCAUCCUUGGAUGAGAUGCAGACAGGCCUUGCCCUGCUCGAGGACUGCCCGCCGGCCAUGUUGGAAACAUACCGCACUUCUGCGACGAGCAUCUCAGAACGCACGGUGUUCGUCUCUGCUCCUUCGCAGUUUAUGUUUCGCACAGUACCGGCUCCAUGUUUGGAUUUUGCAGGGCACUAUGUCGCUUAUGCGGUACGGCCAGAGCAUAUCGAGCUCCAACUGGCCCUGCCGCAAGGUGUGGCAUACCGGCGGCCACAGAGGAGACACGAGCAUGGUGACCUGCUUGAGAUAUUUAGAGUGGCGAGAUGCGCAUGGCCACUGAUUUUCUACAUGGAGCAUAGGCUGCCUUUUCCCCCGGCUGUCCUUGCUGCGGUUGCGCCACCACCGCAACCUCAACCUCAGCAGCCUCAGCAGCCUCAGCAGCCUCAGCAGCCUCCGCCCCGUGGCGGAACUGCACUCGCGCAGCUUCCUGAUUUUCGAGGCAAACAGCGCAAGCGCUGCGAGCAACUUCAGAAGCUGCAUCCCACAGUCUCCUGUCCAUGCAAUGAGGGCGCAUUUCAGUGUGACGGGAGUCAGAUUGAAGAACGCCGCGUUGACAACACCAUGCCAAGCCCUUCGAACCCUCCACAACUUCAGGUGGUUCCUACUCCCUUCGGGCGUAGGCGACUCACCACUGGGACGGCAAAGGCUUCCUUUUCGGACGGCGCGGCGCCGCGGCAGCGCAUUGACCUUGCUAGUGCUCUCCCGAUAGAAGGCCCUGUUCAGGAUCUUCGGUGUUGCCUUGGUGCUUUGGCCCUUCCUUGGUUGGACUUCCUGCAUCAGGACCUAAGCCCGGUCGAUGACAUUCCGGAUUCCUUCUGGCAGGCUUUGGCACAUUGUGAGGUUCCUGCUACCAAACCCACACAUGUACACCUGUUUGUGGACGGAUCCCAACUAAAACAAGUCCCCGGGCAGCCCUGUGGCUGGGGACUUGUGGUUGUAUACGAGUUUGCCUUGCCAGACAGACGAGCCUUUGCCUUUGGGGGUUCUGCUGGCGGUAAUCUCGAACCGUUCCUCGGUAGACCAUUGGGGGCCACACUUGAUUCCUUCAAUGCUGAAGUGGCUGCUGCUAUUGUCGGUGUUUGUUGGUCCUUGGCUUUGCCCCAUGGCCUCCAUGCUACGGUGUGGUGUGACUGCUCUGCUGUCUGUGGCAUACUGCAAGGCGUGAUGUCGGCCAAGGCCGGUACCAGUUGCACUUCUCUUGCCCAGCGACUUCGUUUCAUUGCUCAAAUCAAGGAGCAUCGUCCCGGAGGUGGGGGGAAGGCUAAUUGGCUACCGGGCCAUUGCGGUAACCCCUUCAACGAACUUGCUGACCGCGUGGCCAAGGCAGGAGCAAGGCAUUGCCUCCACCAAAAGCUCCCGACCGCCCUCUGGAAGUUGCUCCAGCAUGAUCUACUGUCGUGGGCAUGGCUCGAAGUUUCCCACAACUCUGCCUUUCCGACACUCGAGGCCCUUGUGUCGGGGAGAUACGAACCUCGUACCCUCAAGAACAAGCAGCUGGCCGAUCGUGGGGCCGGAGUGAUCGGUCUCCAGGAGACCAGGUCCACCCAAGCGCAGCAGAUUCGAGGACAGACUUUCUUCGAGUUCUCUUCUGCGGCGUCUCAAGGAGAGGGCGGAUGCUCCAUACUGUUCAGCCGGGUUCAGCCUUACGCUUUCCAAGGCAAACGGCCUUUGCUUUUUCAGAUGGAGCAUUUUACCUGCCUGCAUGCCGCACCGCAAUGCCUGGCGAUACGGGUACACGCACCAUUCUUGCAGGCGGUUUUUGUGUCUGCGCACGCGCCCACUUCGGCGCAUCCCCUUUCAGAGCGCACACAAUGGUGGAAGGACCUAGCCCAGCACGCUUGGAUGAAAGCCUUCUCUGGGCGCAUUAUCCUCCUUGUUGAUGCCAAUGCUCAGGUGGGGUCAGUUGUGACCGAGGGCAUUGGCCGUCACGCUGGAAGCGUGGAAAAUUCCUCAGGCGCCCUGUUUAGGGAAUGGGUUGCGGAGGCUGAGGGUUUUGUUCCAUCCACCCACUUUGAUGCUGCCGGCGACUGUGUGCCCUCAGCUCUUGAAGGCACUUGGGUGUCCCCAUCUGGAUGUGAGUACCGACUUGAUUACAUCGCCUUUCCGAUGGCAUGGAGUUGCCGGGCUCUGGCCCCAACGGUCUGGAGAGACUUCGAGCUCCUCAACAAAGAUCAUUUUCCCGUUGUGGUCGAUGUUUCCUUUGAGAUUGCUGGGCAACUCCGUGCUAGCCAAAAGCGUCACUCUGCCCUUGUUCGCGACCCCGAGGAGUGGCCACGGCAGGCUGUUGAACAGUUCGCACAAGGUCUUGCCAGCCUUGCUCCGGCAGCUUGGUCUGUGAAUGUGCAUGAGCAUACCGAGGCGCUCUUUUCCCAGGUUCUCGAAUUAGGGGUGCUAUGCAAGCCUGCCCGUUUCAGGCGCUGUCGGGCCUUCGUUUCGGAUUGGUCGCGGUGGUGGCUCGAGGCCACCAAGUACUGCAAAAAAGCCAUAACGAAUUGGUCGGCUCUGGCCAAGAGGCUUGAGCGCCAGCUCGCCCAAGGGAUGCCGGCGCGCUCUUCAGAAGGUUGGGAUCUGCGGCAGGUGCGUGACCUGCUCAGCUAUGCUUGUGCGACCCUGACUUCUUGCCGCAGAGAGCUCAGGCGCAGCCUGCAGUUUGAUAAAGGGGCCUUUGUGAGGCGAGCGCACGACCGCCUAUGCAAUUCUGCAGAUCCCUUCAAUGCUAAGGAGUUCUUCAAGGCCUUACGCCUUCUGCGCCCACCGGGCAAAAAAGUCCUCAAGCCAUUCUCCGUUCUACGUGUUGCUGACUGCUUGGAUGAUUCCUUCCAAGGGCGGUUGGCUGCACAGCAGGAGCAUUUCGCGAGCCUUGAGGCAGGCAUCAAAUGCACCAUACAAGAAGUGCUGCAGCCAGCACCUGAUCCGGAGGAUGAUGCCAGGUUUGCUCUUGCGGAACUUCCCACCCUAGCCGAUGUUGAGUGUAGCAUCCGUUGCUUCAAGAAAGGGAAGGCGCCAGGCCCUGAAGGUAUCCCAGAUUGGGUGUGGACCUUGCAAACAGAGAAAGCUGCCCAGCUUCUUCUGCCUCUGUGCCUGAAGACACAUGUUCGUUUGUCCGAACCGAUCAAGCUGAAAUCCACCCAGCUUAUCGCCCUCUUCAAAGGUGGUUCCCCUUCGAAGGUCGACUGCUUCAGAGCCAUCGAGCUCAUGGCAGGUCCGGGCAAGCUUCUUCGGAAGCAAUUGCGUUCCGCUCUCAUUAAGGCCCUGCCGGCAGCUGAGUUUCAGCAAGGUGGUCUUCCUGGCUCGUUGUUGCAAGGGGCCCACCAUGCCCUCCGCACCCACCUGGCUUUUGCGCACUCUCAGAAAUUUUCCACUGCGGCAAUAUUCAUGGACGCAUCGCCACACUGCCAGCGGAUCUUAUCCGAGUUCCUGCGUGGCACCCACUUCAGCCUCCGUGGAUCUGCCGAUGUUUACCGUACCCAGGCGGGCACACGACCGGGGGAUGCCCUUGCGGAUGUCCUUUUUGCCAUGGUGCAGGCGGACUUCCUCACUGCUGUUGAACGUCGGCUGUUGGAUGAAGAGCUUUUGUCGGACCCCGUCUCUGAGGCUGCCUUCUCUAGUCCAAAGUUGAUCGCACCUACGUGGGCGGACGACGCUGUUCUCCUUCAGGCCUCUGCCAACGCUGAGAUCCAACUCGCCAAAACCACACGCACAAUGGUGAUCCUGCACGAGGAAUUCCUGCGGCGUGCCAUGCUUCCCAACUACAAGCGCGGCAAGACUGAGAUACUGUUUGCCUUUCGGGGUAAGCAGGCACCAGCUCUGAGGCAGAAACUCCUGAUCAAGCAGGGAGGAGUGCUGCGUUUUGAUGCUAAUGGUGCCUCUAUUGCCGUUUGCUGUGUUAAGCGCUAUGUUCACUUGGGCGGGCAUGUGACUGAACGUCCGGGCGCGGCCGCCGACAUCCUGCAACACGUCGCUGCAGCAACAGCCGCUAUUCGGCCCCUGCGACGCGCUGUUCUGCGUGAUGAGGGUAUACCCCUACCUGUACGCAAGAUGUGCCUCUCGUCGUUAGCCCUUAGUACGGCUUCAUCGACGGCUGCAACCUGGGGUCGCCUCAACCUUGCUGAGGCCAAUACCUGGAACCAGGGAUAUGUCAGGUUGCUCAGAUCUCUGAGUUGGGACGACAGGUUCACCGGGUGUCCCUCGCUGCCGGGGGAAAAAGACGUGUGCAGGCACUUCCGCAUGCCCUCACCAAGAGUCUUUCUUCGUGUUCAAAGACUGCGGCACUUUCAGCGCCUUGUGUUGACGCAGCCCUCUCUUCUUGACCUGCUUGUCACCGAGCACCGGCUUUCGCCGACUACUUCAUGGCUAGGCCUCCUGCAGGAGGAUGCUGAAUGGCUGUGGGGUCUAUCUGUGAUUCCGGCAGAGGCCAAGCAGUUCCCAGAAGGUUUUGCCGAAUGGUCGUUGCAUCACCCGGCAGCUUUCCGCACUGCCACACGGCAUGCCUCCAUGGCCUUACUCCAGCCACACUACGAGUCUGCCUGGGCUGAUCCUGAGACCUGUAGCCGACUACCCUCGGCCAAGCCUUGGUCCUGUACCAGUUGUGGUGCCGCCUUUGCGAGCCAUCAGCAAUUGACCGCGCAUCGCUUUGCAGUCCACGGACAACAAUGCGAAGCACGUCGCAUAACACGUGGCACCAUUUGCCACGUGUGCUUCACACAAUUCUGGUCACGAGCGCGGCUUUUGCGUCACCUUCAGCAUGACUCGCCGAAGUGCCUGUCCUGUUUGUCGGCACACCAGAUUGUUGAACGUGCUGAUGACACGGUCGCACCAGACCCCACUUUGUCAGACCUCCCGAGCACCAAACUUGUCGGGCCCAAAUUGCCUCUCUGGCAAUCUGUAGGAGAGUUGGCUAGUGCGCUGCUAGAUAACCCUACAGUUCGACACGCUUGGAAAGGCAAGUGGGUGUCACCUGCGAUGGAGCAGUGGCUGGAUGCAGCUGCGGCCAUUGAUGAGCAGGAUUCCUAA
Symbiodinium sp. CCMP2592 is the source of this 9186-nucleotide messenger RNA. The record is from the annotation of a GenBank genome assembly. Lineage: Eukaryota; Dinophyceae; Suessiales; Symbiodiniaceae.